Molecule: messenger RNA, 3414 nt
Organism: Epinephelus moara (kelp grouper)
Lineage: Eukaryota; Metazoa; Chordata; Actinopteri; Perciformes; Serranidae
Gene: kcnh6b
Product: potassium voltage-gated channel, subfamily H (eag-related), member 6b
Exons: 11
Coding region: 1-2694 (897 amino acids)
Biological process (GO): regulation of ventricular cardiac muscle cell membrane repolarization; membrane repolarization during action potential; potassium ion transmembrane transport
Cellular component (GO): membrane
Molecular function (GO): inward rectifier potassium channel activity
Source: RefSeq, a predicted model, not a curated record
AUGGCUGACUCAGACCUUAUGAAGAGUGGGGGACCAGCCAGCAGGGGCCCCGAAUGCCGCUCGCCUCCGACUCCCAGAAUGGAGCUUCUAAGCCCAUCCAAGGUGAAGGACCGCUCUCAGAACGUCACAGAGAAGGUCACACAGGUAUGGGGGGUACUUUCUUUGGAGUCUGACGUGCUGCCUGAAUACAAACUCCAGGUGCCAGAGACAACAUGGUGGAUCUUGCUUCACUACAGCCCCUUCAAGGCAUUUUGGGACUGGAUUAUUCUCCUCCUGGUCCUCUACACAGCUGUGUUCACUCCUUACUCGGCUGCCUUCCUCCUGGAUGAACACGGGGAUUUACGUCAAAGGAGUUGCGGCUACACAUGUGACCCCCUUAAUGUGGCGGACCUAUUAGUAGACGUUCUGUUUAUUGUUGAUAUAGUCAUUAACCUUCGCACGACGUACGUGGACCAAAAUGACGAGGUGGUCACACAACCGAGCCGGAUUGCCAAGCACUAUAUCAAAGGCUGGUUCCCUAUUGAUCUGUUCGCAGCGAUUCCAUUUGACCUUCUCAUUUUCAGAUCUGGCUCUGAUGAACCAAAGAUGGCAACCUUAACAAGCCUGCUGAAAACAGCUCGGCUGCUGCGACUGGUCCGUGUGGCAAGAAAGCUGGACCGAUAUUCUGAAUAUGGGGCUGCCGUCCUCUUCUUGCUCAUGUGCACCUUUGUGCUCAUCGCCCAUUGGCUCGCCUGCAUUUGGUACGCUAUUGGCUUUGUGGAGAGGCCGUACACGGAGACUGGCUGGCUGGACAACCUGGCUGAACAGCUGGGCAAGUCGUACAACGACAGCGACUCCUCCUCCGGUCCAUCAGUCAAGGACAAGUACGUCACCGCUCUUUACUUCACCUUGAGCAGUUUGACGAGCGUGGGGUUCGGUAACGUCUCUCCAAACACCAACUCAGAAAAGAUCUUCUCCAUCUGCGUCAUGGUCAUUGGCUCUCUCAUGUAUGCCAGCAUAUUUGGAAAUGUCUCAGCCAUCAUCCAGCGGCUGUACUCUGGUACGACCCGCUACCACACCCAGAUGUUGCGGGUCAAAGAGUUCAUCAGAUUCCACCAAAUCCCAGGCUGCCUUCGCCAAAGGCUAGAGGAGUACUUCCAGCAUGCCUGGUCCUACACAAAUGGCAUCGACAUGAAUGCUGUGCUGAAGGGAUUUCCAGAGUCUUUGCAGGCAGACAUCUGUUUGCACUUGAACAGAUCUCUGCUACAGAACAGCAAGGCUUUCCAUGGAGGCAGUCAAGCCUGUCUGCGCGCCUUGGGUAUGAGGUUUAAGACAGUCCAUGCUCCUCCAGGAGAUACUCUGAUCCACUACGGAGACAUGCUGGAUUCUCUCUUCUUCAUCUCACGCGGUUCCAUCCAGGUCAUCAGGGACGAUGUGGUGGUCGCCAUAUUAGAAAAGAAUGACACCUUUGGAGAGCCCAUCCACCUGUAUGAUGAGCCGGGGAAGUCCAAUUCAGAUGUACUCACCAUCACCUACUGUGACCUGCACCGCAUCCUGAGGGACGACCUGCUGGAGGUCCUGGAUAUCUACCCAAGCUUUGCAGACAACUUCUGGAGGAACCUCAAGAUAACGUUUGACCUGAGAGAUGCUGAUCAAGUACCACCAAUAAUAACAACAACAACUGAUGAUUCUGGGGACGACUGUGGGUACCGCCACAAGCCGAGACACAGAAUCCACUCUCUGGACUGCCGAAUCAGGCCAGAUGGGAUCGAUCAUGAAGACUCGUACCCCCUUCAAUCCUGCCGUCAUCGUCACUCACCUACUCAGGCCCACUGGGAUGACCGCUGUAGCUGUGACACCCCGUGUUCCCAGUCAAGUGAAGACCUGGCUAAGCCUCAUGCCCACGGUGCCAAAGUAGAGCUUUACCCUCCAGAGGAUUCCAGGAGGGACUACUCCCCCUCUGUAGUGCAGCUGCUCCCCCCGAGUGGCACCUCAGUAGGGAGGGACGCAGUGUAUGACCGCGGCCACCAAGCUUCAUCAUUGAAUGUGCCGGGCAUGUAUCGAUACUGGCCAGACCAACAGUCACAACAGUUUUCCAGUCGCGCCUGGAGAUCUUCCUCCGCCCGCAACUCAUACCACCCACCACCAUUCACAGAAGAGCGGCCCAGUGAGCUGGAGUCUCGACUUGAGGUGUUACACUCACAGCUCAACAGACUGGAGACCCGCAUGACGGCCGACAUCAACGUCAUUCUCCAGCUUCUCCAGAGGCAGAUUGCUCCUGUACCUCCUGCUUACAGCACUGUAUCAUCCAGUACCCUCCCUACUGACUCACCUGGCCUGUAUGGGACUGGCACACCAGUGCUGCACAGCAUGUACCCCAUUUCCCCCAUACAGAUGGACAGCCGGGCCCCAACACAGAGUUCUACCCAGACUGACCUUCAGUUCACCAAGAAGUCCCAGGAGUCACUGUCCAGCGGUAUCCAUGUGACUCUGGCAUCAGACGACACCUCGUUCAUGACUGUCACCCCCGAAACUGAGACACACAUGGGGUUGACUCCUCAGCCGGCCCAGCCAUCAGCUAAAUCCACUCUCAUGGAGAACCCCAGGCUAUGUGGUAGUCUCCGCUACCCCUCGCUGCCGGGAAACCUGGACAUCACCUCAGGACUGGCAGAGAUCCAGAAACACCUCUCAGACCCUGUGCUGCCUGUCACCUAAACACCUUCAGGAACAGAGUUAUCAUGGCAACCAGUGUGACCUUGAAAGUAGUGGUAAGCCCCUUUUACACUGGUUGUUCAAGGACUUUUACACUGUUACACCACUUCACCGUUCCGUUCUGUAUAAAAGGUACAAUCACAGAAUGAGGGGACAGAGUUGUCUCGCCCUAAAGCCAGCAGUGGAGGUAGUAACAGUGUCGAAUCAGUGUUUGUGUUUGAGGGACAGCCAGCAGGUGGGACUUCUGACAAGAUGUUAUGCGUGACACACAGCUGGAGAUGAAAAAAGCAGCUAGCAGUAGUUAGCAGCUAACUCAAAGAAGAACAGCAGUGGAAAUGUCUGCAAUCUGGGAAAAAAAUUAGAUGAGGGAGCUCCUUACCCUCAUAGCAAAGAACGAGAUCAGCCGCCAUAUAACGGGGACGGUAAAUGAUUGAUUACCAUGUUAUGCCAUUGUUAGUGUUUAUGAAGCGCUGCGGACACGAAAGUUAUGUCACACUAGAGGCCAAAGCUGUUGAGUUAAAUGUCAAGCCAGUGAGCUUUUUUGCAACCGGUAUGCAGCCUAAAAUCACACACUGGACCGGCAUGAUGCUGCAGUUGUUAAGUCCGUAAAAAUGCCAGUAACGAAGGGACUUCGUAGCGGCCUUUUGCGCAAUCUCUGUGUAAAAGGGGCUAUAGACUGCCAUAGCUUAAGUUAAAGACUUCUGGAAGGGGCCAUGAAACUGG